Messenger RNA from Caenorhabditis elegans, 1628 nucleotides. It is a transcript of the gene K11G9.5, whose product is annotated as Major facilitator superfamily (MFS) profile domain-containing protein. Gene Ontology annotation, biological process: transmembrane transport. The transcript is spliced from 9 exons. Lineage: Eukaryota; Metazoa; Nematoda; Chromadorea; Rhabditida; Rhabditidae. The coding region runs from base 8 to 1390 and encodes 460 amino acids. Gene Ontology annotation, molecular function: transmembrane transporter activity. Gene Ontology annotation, cellular component: membrane. The record is from RefSeq and is marked reviewed.
UGCAACAAUGAGCAUAAUCUCAAACAAGUACAGAGUUCUUGUUGUAUUUAUUGGAUUUUUAUGCCUGGUUUCCGUUUGCUCCAAUUAUGUGGUUAUGAACUUUACAUUUAUUUGCAUGAAAAAUGAUAUGAGCUUUACAAGAGAUGAUCGGGGAAAUGAGACCUCCCCAGUCAGUUUAUUCGAUUACACGCCCAACGAGAAAAAAUACAUAAUGUGGGCUGUUGCUGCGGGUACAAUUAUUGGAACUUUUCCGGUAAACUACGUGUUUGUCCGGUUUGGAGGAAGGUGGACAUUCUUCUUAGCUGGAGUCAUCUCGGUCAUCGCUACAACAUUGAUCCCACUGGCCGCGCAGACGUCGUUUCACGCACUUCUUGCCGCGCGGUUUUGUCAGGGACUUGCAUUUGCGGCAGACUUUGCGGCGAUUGGCUUGUUAACUGUCAGAUGGGCCCCACUAUCUGAAACUGCAAUUUUUCUUGGUGCACUUACUUCGUUUACCAAUUUCUCAUCGGUUUUAACAAAUGCAGUGUCUGGAGCGAUAUGUGAAGGAUUUGGUUGGAGGACCGCUUUCUACGCACAUGCCGUAAUGGGAUCAGUUUUCUUCAUACUUUGGGCUAUUGUGUACAAUGAUGAUCCAGAAAAGAAAGUUUCCGCUGAUGAGCUGAGGAAAAUUCGAAAAAACAAGUCGGAACAGCAUUUGAAAACUAAAAAUGUUGAAGUACCGUACAGGAAACUUCUUACAUCUCCAAUUGUUCUUUGCGUUUGGUUGAAUGCGUUCGCCGAAAUGUCGAUCAUUGUAUUCUUGCACACCUACGCACCAAUAUUCUUCAAUCGAAUUUUAAAGUUCAGUGUCGCUCAAACUGGAUUCCUUCUUGCACUUUCAGUAUUCAUUCCACUUCCAUUAAAACUUGUUGGUGGAAUUAUCAGUGACAAGGCGAAAUGUUUCUCGGAACGCGGAAAAAUGUUGUUCUUCAAUACGAUUUCAGUAGGACUCGUUGGUGUCUUGCUAGGAUGUCUUGGGUUCAUUCCUCAAUCGUUGCACUAUGUUUCAGUUGUUCUUUUUUCCGUGAUCUUUUCAUGUUUAUGUCUGAACGUGGCAGGAUUCUACAAAUGUGCGACAUUACACACUAGACAAUUCGCUCACGUCGUUAUUUCUACAAUUCAAUGGAUGAAAUCAGUGGCGCUAAUCACUGGACCAGCUCUAGUUGCAGCUAUUGUAAAAAAUGAAGAAAGUGUUGGUCAGUGGAGAACAGUUUUGUGCAUUCUUGGAGGUAUUAUGUUUGUGGCAAACAUCCUUGCUCUUUGUGUGUUUACUGACAAACCAGCGGAAUAUACAAUGGCAGAUGCUAAUGAAAAAACUGUCAAAUAUGAGGUGAACGCUGAGGAGCCUUGAUGAUUUUUGCCAGAAAUGUUACGCUCAAUUUCAUUUUGUUUUACUUCUAUUGAUCGCAAGUUGUCCCAUUUCUACAUUUAUUCUUUAAUCUGUCAUCUCAUUGUUGUCCUAUUUCAGAGUCAAUUUUCAGACUCAAACCAUCCUGAAUUUCACUUAAUUCCCAACUGAUUACGUGUAUCUACUGCCCGUUUGUUCCCUACUGCAUUCCAAUUUUUGCAAUGAACACAUUAUUGGUUCG